Leptopilina boulardi is the source of this 1642-nucleotide messenger RNA. RefSeq names its product MICOS complex subunit mic25a (gene Chchd3). Bases 187 to 759 code for a protein of 190 amino acids. Gene Ontology annotation, cellular component: MICOS complex. The transcript is spliced from 3 exons. The record is from RefSeq and is a predicted model, not a curated record. Gene Ontology annotation, biological process: inner mitochondrial membrane organization. NCBI's taxonomy places the organism in Eukaryota, Metazoa, Arthropoda, Insecta, Hymenoptera, Figitidae.
UGAUAUAUUUUACUUGUGAAAAAAUUCAAAUGAAUUUAUAACAUUUAACCUCUAACCUAUAUGUCACUUCCAUAUUUAUAACAUUUAUAUAACUCAAUUUUCGAUACUUACCCUUUGAUAAAGUUUAAAGUCAAGUGACCUAAUGAAGAAUUGGAUGACAAUAAAUUUUCAAAAUUAAAAAAAAAAAUGGGUGCUAACCAAAGUUCGCAUAAAUUGACUGUUGUUAAUGAUGAGGCAGAAGGAAAUGUCAUUCAAGUUUCGAAUGCAAUUGUCCAAAGGCUAACGGAUGGAUUAAAACAAACAUCGAAUCAAUCAAAAAAUGCGGAUGUAAAAGUUCAAUCUUCAAAGAAACCAUCAAUUUCUGCUGAAGAAAUACCUUCAGGAAAUGUGUCGUCAAAUGGUUAUCCUUCGUUUCAUUAUCCAGAAUAUACAAUAACUGCUUUACAAAUGCAAAAACAAAAGGAAACAGAAAUUGAUGAAUUAGAUCAAUAUUGGAGUAAACGUCUACUCAAUUUGGAAAUGAAACACGAGAAAAUAAAUAGUAUUCUUCAAAAUGAAUACAAUAAAGCUGUGGUUGAUUAUAAAAGUGAGAAAAGAGGCUGUGGUGAAAUAAUGAUUCCAUGUAUGGAGAAUACAAAAAAAAUUGCAAAAUGCUAUCAAGAUAAUCCACAGCAUGCUUUGGAAUGUGGAACUUUCGUCAAAGAAUUCGCCAAUUGUGUGGAUGAAUGUCGAACAAAAAUUAUUGCCUCUCGUUGCUAGUAAAUAAUAUACAUAAUUAAAUUUAGUUCACCAUCUUAGGCUCUUUUUUUCCCCUCCAUCAAUCCAAAAAAAAAAAAAACUUGGACAAAAUUUCCAAUUGUAAAAAAAAAAUGGUGGAAUUGUAAAAAUUUUUCUGAAAAUAGAAAAAAAAUCUCGUGAACAAAUUCACAUUUAUUAGAUGUUUAAAAGUAGAAAAGCUUUUAAAUAUCUAAAAAUGAGAUUUCUCUCAGUUUUUAAUUUAUAAGCACUGUAAAUUAUAUAGACAGAAAUAAAAAUAAAAUAUAAAAAUAUUGUUUUAAAAAUUAUAUUUGUUUUUAAUUCAAAUGAUUACAAGUUAUUUUUUAUGUUACAGGAAUCACAGGCACGUGUUAAUUUAACUGGAAAUUUUAUGUGAUUACAUAAAUUAAAAAAUUUUUGAAAUAGAAUUUAAUUCCAAUUAUUUUUUUUUUUUUUUUGCAGGCACAAUAUUUAAAUUAAAAAUUUUUCCUUUUCCAAAACGUUUUUUAAAAGAUCUUUUUUAUUGUACUAUUUUUUACAGUAAAAAAAUUGCUUUUGAUAAAAUUUGCCAAAUAUUUUGUUUUUUUAAAUGAAAAUUUCCAAAAGUAUAUUUUCUUUUUAUUGUUGGUAUUGAAUAGUUUGAUUCUUUUUCCCACGUUAUAAGUAACACUAAGUUCUUGAGGCUCUUAAAAUGUAUAGAAAAUUGGAAAAAUCUAUUUUUUUUGUCAAAAUUUAUGAUUUGACAUAUAGUUUAAGCAAACACAAUAAACUGAUAAUAAAUACGUUAUGUAGAAGUUUUUCUUAUAUAUUACGAUAUUCUUAAAUGGUAUCAACGCAAAAACGGAUGAAAGAAAAAUUAAAUUAAAAAGUAACAAAAAAAAAAAAA